GACUCCUAAAUAACAUGCGUCUUGUUCAGUGUCCCAUGAAAAUAAGUCUGGGUUUGCCAAUUCCGGUAACAAUAAACCAAAUGAUUUCCUGAAUAUUCUUACUUUCGGCUCCGGCCACCGUCUCAUCCCACUGCACUGACUCAUUGCCCACCGUUUCUACCGUUAAUUGUUCGAUUAGAGUCCACCCCCAAAUAAAAAAUCAAUAACGUGAAGCGCUCGAGUCUUUCUAGCUGACUAAACGAAGCACCUUGUGCAUAGCGAAUUUUUUUGCAUGCCAUAAACCUUGCUGCUCCACCCUAGAAGCUUUUGUUUUCUUCAGUUGUUGCAACAGUAUGAAAGACACCUUUUGGGUGGAAGAUUCCAGUUUACAGUCACCUGUUUCCACGAAAAGGAAGAGGAGAGUUGGGAAAAGAAAAAUCGAGUUUAUUGGAUGGGGUUCUAGGCCUUUAAUUGAAUUUCUAGAAGCAAUUGGUAAGGAUACAAGCGAAAAGCACUCACGACAGGAGGUGGCAGCAUUCAUCAACAAGUACAUAAAUGAUAAUGGUCUUAGGAGUGCAGAAAAGAAGAAAAAAGUCCUUUGUGAUGAGAGACUUUACGCUCUCUUUGGUAAGAAAACUAUGUCGCGGAUAAAAGUAUUUGAUAUGCUGGAAGAGCAUUUUGCUGAAAACCACGACUCCGAUGAUGAGUCUCUUGACAGCUCAGAUGAAGAUUAUGCAGAAAAAAAAUUGGUGGAAUUUCAAAAGAUUCCUAUUAGUCAGAGGAAGAAGGUCUUUAAGACCCCUAAAAGCUGCUAUGCUGCUGUUACUCCUGAAAAUAUCAAACUUAUUUAUUUAAAGAAAAGUGUAAUUCUAGACCUUCUCAAGUUUCCUGAAAGCUUUGAAUUUAAAAUACUGGGGAGCUUUGUUAGGAUGAAAUCUGACCCUAAUGACAUUUAUCAAAAGAAUCGCUUCCAGCUUCAAAAAGUUACAGGAAUAGAGAAGAUUUCUGGCACUGGUGAUGCUGAUAUUGAAAUACGCCUAAGAGUUUCAAACUUCUUUAAGGAUGUCACCAUUUCCAUGCUCUCAGAUGAUAACUUUACUAAGGAAGAAGUUGAUGAUGUUUGUGACAGGAUUAAAGCUGGCUCACUUAAUAGGCUUACCGUUGAUGAAGUUCAAUUGAAGGCCCAAGCACUUCAUGUUGAUAUAACAAAUAAUUGGAUUGCUAAAGAAAUUUCUCUGUUGCAAAUGCGUAUUGAACAUGCCAAUGAGAAAGGAUGGCAAAGAGAAAAGUUCGAGUACCUAGAAAGAAGGACAUUGCUACAGAAACCAUCUGAACGAGAAAAAUUAUUGUCAAAAAUUCCUGAAGUGGUUGCUGCAGAUUUAGAGCCCGAAUCUACGGUAACCGCUACUUCCGUAAAAGCAGAAUUAGGGGCCUGCUCUCCAAAAAUUACUCCUAUUAAGGAACGUUCUGACAUCUCCAGUCCAGAGGCUGCAGGGCCUGGAGAGAUUGACACUCCACCUAAAGUUAAUUUAAGUGAUUCACGUACUCUCGAGGUUCAGAAUGGAGGCAUUAAUUGGGUUGCCGACAUCCCCCUCAAGGAUCUUGAAGUUCAGAUUGGAGGCAUUAAUUGGGUUGCAGACAUCCCUCGCAAGGAUCUCGAAGUUCCGAAUGGAGGCAUUGAUUCUGCUGCAGACAUCCCUCACAAGGAUAAAAAAGUUUAUAUCAUCAAACAAGGAGUGCUGGUUGCUAAGGUUAACGACAGCAAUAACGAGAUGCAGCACCCUCAGGGUCGGGAAGAGCCAGAGCAACGACUUACUACUCCCAUUGAGACCAAUACUGCGACGCAGGUAAUAUGUUCUGGAGAAGAGAACCCUCAACCAGCAAGUUCAACUACGGUGAUUGAGUUAAGCGAUGGCGACUCAGAAGAUGAUGUGCAAGAGCAAGAGGUUGCAGGCAUAAAUGGUGAAAACCCAGAGGAAUUUGAAUGGCACUACACUGAUCCCCAAGGGAUAACUCAAGGUCCUUUCUCACUAUCUUCGUUGAAGAUUUGGAAUGAUGCUAAUUUCUUCCCAUCAAAUUUCGUAGUGUGGAAAAGUGGUCAGACCUCUGAUGAUGGAGUUCUGUUAGUUGACGUUCUUCAUCGGACAUUCCCAAAUUGAUGUAGUCUGUAGAGCCAAUUUUUUUUCCAAAAGAAAAUGAUAAAUGGAAAGAAAAAACAACUGUUUUAGGGCUGCCAGUUUCUGUUACUUUUUCUCAAUAAAAUUUGUUCUUGUUCAGACAAGAUAGGUCGCCGGGAGGCUGAACUCACAUUUGAGUUGAAUUAAACAUUUUUCUGUAUUAACUCCUAGUAUUAAUGUGAGUAUAUUUUUUAAUUUUUGGAUGCUA
Messenger RNA from Salvia hispanica, 2364 nucleotides. RefSeq names its product SWIB/MDM2 and Plus-3 and GYF domain-containing protein. Lineage: Eukaryota; Viridiplantae; Streptophyta; Magnoliopsida; Lamiales; Lamiaceae. Gene Ontology annotation, molecular function: protein binding; DNA binding. The record is from RefSeq and is a predicted model, not a curated record.